AUGAUAUUGUCUGCACCACAAACACCACGUUUAAAAUCAAAAUUGUCCAUAGAUAUGCCAAUAAAUUAUUCAGGCGUUAACACUCCUGCAUUCAGUCCUUUGCCUUCGCCUACAUUAUCUGCUUCGUUUGCAAGUAGAACUCCAGCUGAACUUACUGCAUUAGUAAAAGAAGCUUAUG
Entrophospora sp. SA101 is the source of this 178-nucleotide messenger RNA. The record is from the annotation of a GenBank genome assembly. Lineage: Eukaryota; Fungi; Glomeromycota; Glomeromycetes; Entrophosporales; Entrophosporaceae.